AUGCGGCAAUUUUUGAUUUUGACAGCAGCCAUCGCCAUAAUCGCACCUAAUGCGAUUUCUGCUGCAAAGACAACGGCUGAUCGCAUUGAGAGCCAUGGUUAUCCAUCAGAAGUGCACAAAGUUACCACUUCGGACGGCUACGUAUUGACCUUGUUUCGCAUUUCAUACUCGCCUCGGUUGGAAAAUCAAAAUGCCACCAAACGAGUUUUUUUCCUGCUGCAUGGUUUGCUAAGUUCAUCGGAUUGUUGGAUUCCAAAUGGCCCAAACGAUGCUUUGGCCUUUUUACUGGCAGAUGCUGGCUACGAUGUGUGGUUGGGAAAUGCCCGUGGGAACGUCUAUUCGCGCAAUAAUAUCUACUUGAAUCCCAGCCAACGAUCUUUCUGGGCAUUCAGUUGGCAUGAGAUUGCUGUGCGUGAUAUGCCAGCUAUGAUCGACUAUGUUCUAAACGAAACGGGCGAAACGUCCUUACAUUAUGUGGGCCACUCACAGGGCACUACUACGUUGUUCGCAUUGCUAUCAUCUAAGCCAGAGUACAAUGCAAAAUUCAGAACUACGCAUAUGUUGGCACCCGUCUGCUUUAUGGAACACGCGCGAUGUCCUUUAAUAUUGCUGGCUGCACCUCUGUUCGGCACACCAACCACGCUGUCCACUCUUUCGAGUGAUAGCGAGUUCUUGCCAAGUGAAGAAAAUCUCAGCCAAUUGAGAAGCGCCGCGUGUUCCCCGGACGUCGUUGAUGAAGUAUGCAGCAGUGUUUUGUUCCUUAUCUUUGGCUAUGAUCCAAAACAUCUCAAUUAUACCUUAAUGCCAGAUGUUUAUGCGACUCAACCUGCGGGCUGUUCGACUAGGCAACUUCUUCAUUACGCCCAAAUGUAUAAAUCUGGUCAUUUUAGAAAUUACGAUUAUGGCGCGGAGCAAAACCUACAAAAUUAUGGACAACUCACUCCACCCGACUACAAUCUUAGCAACAUUCAUCCUGAGGUACCUGUAAAAUUCUACUACAGUGAUAAUGAUCUUUUAGCAAAUGUCACUGAUGUAAUGCAGUUGGCGAAUUCACUGGGCAAUAACGUCGAGUUGCAUCAUAUAAAAUAUCCUGAAUAUAAUCACUUUGAUUGCCUAUUAGCGCUCGAAGUGAAGGUUGAGCUAAAUGACCCUAUAAUAAAACGGGCUAACGAUUAUGAAACAAAUUUUAUUUAA
Messenger RNA from Rhagoletis pomonella (apple maggot), 1194 nucleotides. Its product is annotated as lipase 3-like. The transcript has 3 exons. Bases 1 to 1194 code for a protein of 397 amino acids. Gene Ontology annotation, molecular function: hydrolase activity, acting on ester bonds. NCBI's taxonomy places the organism in Eukaryota, Metazoa, Arthropoda, Insecta, Diptera, Tephritidae. Gene Ontology annotation, biological process: lipid metabolic process. The record is from RefSeq and is a predicted model, not a curated record.